AAUUCAGGCUUCGAGAAAAAUCUGGCGAAGGCGUGCACGUCUCACAACGUCAUUUAUCCAUCCAGUUCAAUGUUGGUCCCGGGAGAUUUUUUAUGGAUUAAAUUAAGUACUUCCAUCUUCAUUUACCACCUGAUCGCAGCCAUAUAAAUCCCAACAGCUGAUCAGCAGACUUCAGAAAGCGCGACGCCUUCAGACGGAACAGCUGGGAGAUAAAGCAGGAGAGAAGAGAGCAAACGGGCUGACGCAGACUAAGCUGUUUCACUGUCCUUUCUGUGCCUUUAGGGGAAAAAAAGCAUCUCGGAAACUAGAGGACUAGUUAGUUUAAACUUAAAGCCCUAACCUGGAAGAUACAAUCGUCGUGAAGGGUCCCAGCGGAACUAAAGAGAGCGAAAAACGAAAGAGAGAGAGCGCGAGCAGCGGAACAGAGCUGUCCAGUGCUGAACGCGCGCCGCCGAACGGGAGCUGUCCAGUGCUGAAGUUGCAUUUCUGCUGAGAGCAUCGCGCUGCAUCAACACAAGCGCAUUCAGGGGCUCGAGGGUCUGCCGUAACCCUGCGCUGGCAUCCGACUAUCGGCAUUACCGAAGAGGAACGAUACUAAACGCGUUCUGCCCCAGCGUUGCAUGAGGAAAGCGAGCCAUUCUACCUGCGGACGAAUAUUUUUUUUCUCCUUCAACGUGAAACAUGCCAAGGUCUUUCCUGGUCAAAAAGGUUAAGCUUGAUGAUUUCUCAUCCGCUGAUCUGGAGAGCUCCUAUGGCAGAUCUAGGGCAGACCUCAGCCUGCGCUUUCACGAGAAAGGCUAUAUCAGCGACUACAUGACCCCGGCACCAUACGAUGGCGAGAGUGACAACGGCAUCAAAGUGCCCUCACCCGGACCCAUCUACAGCGAUUAUGGAGCACCAGAUUCAGACCAGCCUGACAGCCCGCAGUCUGAGAUCUCCUCGGGCUACAUCAACGGAGACAACGCGGUCAGUGAGGGAUACACAGUGGAUGCCUUCUUCAUCACAGAUGGGAGGUCGAGGAGAAAAGCCAUCAGCAGCCCAAGAAGUCUUCAGCGGCACACGUGCAAUGAGUGCGGAAAGACAUACGCCACGUCUUCCAACUUGAGCAGACACAAGCAGACGCACCGCAGCAUGGACAGCAAAAUGGCCAAGAAGUGUCCCACCUGCGAGAAGGUUUACGUCUCCAUGCCAGCCAUGGCCAUGCACCUGUUGACCCAUGACCUUAAGCACAAGUGUGACAUAUGUGGGAAGGCCUUCAGCAGACCUUGGCUUUUACAGGGACACAUGCGCUCACACACUGGCGAGAAGCCCUUUGGAUGCGCGCACUGUGGGAAGGCAUUUGCUGACCGUUCAAACCUGCGUGCCCAUAUGCAGACACACUCAGCCUUUAAGCACUACAAGUGCAAGAGAUGCAACAAGACCUUUGCUCUCAAGUCCUACCUGAACAAGCACUACGAGUCGGCCUGCUUCAAGGGAGCGUUUGCUCCUUUGAGUCCAAUGGAAGUGUGAUAGUUUGACAGCACAAAAACAAUGUCUCGGAGGAUUAAUCGCAUGUACCUUAACUUUUCUUUUCUUAGUGUACUCUUUCUCCUGCUGUUCACGUAUUCUGAGCUGAAAUUUCACUCGUUUUUGCCAAAACUCAGAGGACAUUGAAAAUGUCUUUGUUUCUCUCGAAAAGGUCAAACCUUUUUUAAGUAUUGGAGAAUAUUGUACUGCUGCCAGUGGCCACAAAAGUGUUCAGCAUUGAGGUAAAACUAUUUAUUCAUUAACUUAUUGAAGUAUUUAUAUAUUUAUUUCCUACAAACGGUUAAUUUGCACUUUAAUUUGUCGUUCAGUUGCCAAGCCUUCAUCAUCAAUAUGCCAAAGCAUUUGCCACUUUCUGAAUAUCUUAUUUUUGUUUGCCACUUUAUAAAUUCGUUGCAUGCAAAAAAAAAAAAAAAAAAA
Messenger RNA from Carassius auratus (goldfish), 1944 nucleotides. Its product is annotated as transcriptional repressor scratch 1-like. Lineage: Eukaryota; Metazoa; Chordata; Actinopteri; Cypriniformes; Cyprinidae. The coding region runs from base 682 to 1509 and encodes 275 amino acids. Gene Ontology annotation, biological process: regulation of DNA-templated transcription. The transcript has 2 exons. Gene Ontology annotation, molecular function: DNA-binding transcription factor activity, RNA polymerase II-specific; RNA polymerase II cis-regulatory region sequence-specific DNA binding. The record is from RefSeq and is a predicted model, not a curated record.